AAAGCAUACCAUUAAACAAACAAUGAGAACAAAGUUUAUCUAUGUACAAUGAUAUAAAUCAAAUAUUGCAGCAAAACUUACUAAGGAUACUAAACAUGGUGGCGCAAUGUUCAAUCCUUAACUUAUAUUAGUUAUCGACUUGAAAAAAGUUUAAAACAAACAAUCACUAUUUGGUACUCCGCAUGUAACAUGACAUAUCAACAUUUUUCGUAAGAAAAUAACUCUCAAAAUACCCUCUAUUAUUCCAUGUAAUCUCCUUUCGCCUAAAAUUAUGAAAAAAUGUCAUUAUUAUAUGCACUAUUCACAUAUACGGAGUAGUUAUUUCUAUGCCAUCUCUUCCAACAACAGAUUUACAUCAAAUUCAUAACGAAAUUUCAGCUCGAUAUACUCUCGUCCCAUGAAUACCAUCUUCUCUAUGACUUCUAAUCCCAAUGCCUAAACCAGUAAAACCACCACAAUUCAAUGUUCCCGCCAAAACCGUCCAUCAUCAAACAUUUCACCAACUCAUCUUCUUCUUUCUCUUCUCUCUCCCAAAACUCACCUCCAUCCCUCUCUCUCCUAGCAGACAGAUGCACCUCAAUGCAUCAACUCAAACAAGUCCACGCUCAGAUGAUCACCUCGGCUCGCAUUCACGACACCUACGCUGCCAGCCGGUUGCUCUCCUUCUGUGCCGUAUCGAAUUCUGGUGACAUCAAUUAUGCUGUAAAGCUAUUUAAUUACACCCAAGAACCCAAUAAUUUUAUGUACAAUACCAUUAUCAGAGCUCAAGCUACUACUGGAAAUCCCUCAAAUGCUCUGUUAUUGUAUGUUCAGAUGAGAAGGAUGAAAGUUUUGCCGGGAAAACAUACGUUUCCUUUUCUUUUGAAGGCGUGUUCGAAUAUGAAAUCGAUUAAUGGGUGUAAACAGGUUCAUUCCCAUGUAAUUAAACUUGGGUUGGAUUUGGAAUUGCAUGCUGUUAAUGGGUUGGUGAGGGGGUAUAGUGUUUCAGGAAGUUUGAGCGAUGCACGCCAAGUGUUUGAUGAAAUUUCUGAGAGAAAUUUGAGUAUUUGGACUAGUAUGAUUUGUGGGUAUGCGCAGAAUGAUAACUCAGAUGAGGCUUUGGUGUUGUUUAAUCAAAUGGUUGAUCAUGGGCUUGAGCCGAAUGGAGCGACUUUGGCUUCGGUGUUAUCGGCCUGUGCUCGAGAAGGGUGCUUGAUGAUAGGGGAGAAGAUUGAGAUGUUUAUGAUUGAAAAAGGUGUUGAAUUGGGGGUGAUUCUUGGGACUGCAUUGGUUCACAUGUAUGCAAAGAAUGGUGCUUUGGGUAAGGCAAGAGAAGUAUUUGACAGUAUGCAAGAGAAGAAUGUUGCAACUUGGAAUGCUAUGAUUCAUGGGUUGGCUGUUCAUGGGUAUGCUGAAGCAGCACUAAGGCUUUUCCGAAAGCUUGAAAUCGAGGGAAUCGUGCCUAAUGACAUUACAUUUGUGGCAGUUUUAUCUGCUUGCUGCCAUGGGGGCUUCCUUGAAGAAGGUCGCCAGUUUUUUCGUAUGAUGAAACAAGAUUACAAUAUUGAGCCGAAACUAGAGCACUUUAGCUGUAUGGUUGAUCUUCUUGGUCGAGAAGGGAAGUUGAUUGAGGCAGAGCAAUUGAUACGAGAUAUGAUAUGGAAAGCAGAUCUGAUUAUUUGGGGAGCUUUGUUGAGUGCUUGUAAGAAAUGUGGGAAUAUUGCUGUUGCUGAAAGAGUAGUAAAUGAGAUUUUAGCUUUGGAUCCUCAUAAUCACGGAGUUCGUGUUAUUUUGUCGAAUAUGUAUGCAGAGGCUGGUAGGUGGGAAGAUGUAUCGAGUCAAAGAAAGGUAAUGAAGGAAGGAAACUUGAAGAAAGUACCUGGUUGGAGUUCAGUUGAUGAUGGUGGUUAAUGUUCAUCAGAAUUGUACAUUUUAAGUUAAAAUAUUCAAGGUCUUUAAACAAGUUUUUAAUCA
Messenger RNA from Chenopodium quinoa (quinoa), 1953 nucleotides. Its product is annotated as pentatricopeptide repeat-containing protein At5g06540-like. NCBI's taxonomy places the organism in Eukaryota, Viridiplantae, Streptophyta, Magnoliopsida, Caryophyllales, Amaranthaceae. Gene Ontology annotation, molecular function: RNA binding; protein binding. Gene Ontology annotation, biological process: RNA modification. Bases 463 to 1890 code for a protein of 475 amino acids. The transcript has a single exon. The record is from RefSeq and is a predicted model, not a curated record.